CCCCCCGCGCGCUCUCCGCGGCCCCGCGGCCCGUCCCGCCGCCGCCGGCCCCGGGCCGCUCGCUGCCCUCCGGGAGCUGCCUCUGCUCGUCGCCGCCGCGGCUCCGGCCGCAGCCGCCUUUUCUCCGCGGCUCCUUCACCACCGCUACCCCUCCCCCCUCCGGCGCGGGGGGAGGCCUCUCUCCAUCCGCCCGGUCCUCGCCGCUCCGGGCGCCGACGCUCAGGGAGGCGGAGAAGAGCUAGCUCGCGGCCGGGAUGUCAGGUGGGGACUCGGCGGCGGCGGCCGCCACCGCCUCCCCGCAGCCGCUGCCGUUCUCCUUGCCGAAGCCCCCUCCCCUCAUGCAGCUGACGCCGGGGGAUGCCGUCCGGCCCGUCGCCUCUGCCGCGGACCAAUCGCCGAAGAGCAGCCGCCUGGCGGGCCGCCCGGAUUGGCCGGCCGGGAAGCCAGUCAGCCUGCUGGCCCCGCUGCUCCCGCCCCGCGGGGAGCCCGAGCCACUCAUGCCCUUUGGCCCCUCGUCGCGGCAGCCACUCAGAGGGCGGCUUCUUGGCAGGUGCAGCGGGGGCAGCCUGCUGAGCCCCUCGAUGCGGCCCGGAGGCGUCGACCGCGGCUCCCUCAUGAUGGGACACCCUGGCAUGCCACAUUACCCUCCCAUGGGAAUGCACCCCAUGGGGCAGAGACCACCAAACAUGCCCCCAGUCCCCCACGGUAUGAUGCCUCAGAUGAUGCCCCCCAUGGGAGGACCACCAAUGGGGCAGAUGCCUGGAAUGAUGCAGUCAGUCAUGCCUGGAAUGAUGAUGUCUCACAUGUCCCAGGCCGCUAUGCAGCCCACAGUUCCGCCAGGGGUGAACAGUAUGGAUGCCCAAGUAGGUGUAACACCUCCUGGAACUCAGACAACACAUCCCGUAGUUUGCGCGGCCCAGCAAACCGCCACAACCAACAGUUCUGUUAAUGAAGACCACUCUAAACAGAAAUCUACGUGGACAGAACACAAAUCACCCGAUGGAAGAACGUAUUACUACAACACCGAAACCAAGCAGUCUACCUGGGAGAAGCCAGAUGAUCUCAAAACACCUGCUGAGCAAUUGUUGUCUAAAUGUCCCUGGAAAGAGUAUAAAUCUGAUUCUGGAAAGCCCUACUAUUACAACUCCCAAACAAAGGAAUCACGCUGGGCAAAACCCAAAGAGCUCGAGGAUCUUGAAGCAAUGAUCAAAGCUGAAGAAAACAGCACCAAGGCUGACGAGUCCGCUCCAGGGACCUCUGCUCCCGCUGCUGCAGCAGAAGCAACAACCGCAGCCAGCGCAGCCGCUGCCGACACCGCCGCGGCUGCCACCACCACCACUGCUGCCUCUGCAGCAGCAGCAGCCCCCGAGGCAGAAGCUGCUGCCACUGCUUCUGCAGUAGAAAAUGACAGCACUGGCACGGCCACGGCUGAGGAGCAGGGACAGGCAACUGCCGCACCCGCUGCGCAGGAACAGGGGGGAGAAGCUGCAGCUAACGCAGCGGAUGACUCUGCCAAGCAGGAGGCCUCAGCAGAUGCUGCUUCAAAGAAAGAGGAUGAUGAUGCCCAACCAGUCAAAAAAACCUAUACAUGGAAUACAAAGGAAGAAGCAAAGCAAGCAUUUAAAGAGCUGCUGAAAGAAAAGCGAGUACCAUCCAAUGCUUCUUGGGAGCAGGCUAUGAAAAUGAUCAUUAAUGAUCCCAGAUACAGUGCUUUGGCAAAAUUAAGUGAGAAGAAGCAAGCCUUUAAUGCUUACAAAGUUCAGACAGAGAAAGAAGAGAAGGAAGAAGCAAGAUCCAAAUACAAAGAAGCUAAAGAGUCCUUCCAGCGCUUCCUUGAAAACCACGAAAAGAUGACAUCCACAACAAGAUACAAGAAAGCUGAACAGAUGUUUGGGGAGAUGGAGGUCUGGAACGCGAUAUCCGAGCGCGACCGCCUGGAAAUCUAUGAAGAUGUUUUGUUCUUCCUGUCUAAGAAAGAGAAGGAACAAGCCAAACAGUUAAGAAAGAGGAACUGGGAAGCUCUGAAGAACAUACUGGACAACAUGGCCAAUGUCACUUACUGCACUACUUGGUCAGAGGCUCAGCAGUAUCUGAUGGACAAUCCCACGUUUGCAGAGGACGAGGAACUCCAGAACAUGGACAAGGAGGAUGCACUGAUCUGUUUUGAAGAACAUAUCAGGGCGCUGGAAAAAGAGGAGGAAGAAGAGAAACAGAAAAGUUUGCUCCGAGAAAGGAGGCGGCAGCGUAAAAACAGAGAAUCCUUUCAGCUGUUUCUAGACGAACUGCACGAGCACGGCCAGUUACAUUCGAUGUCCUCCUGGAUGGAGCUGUACCCGACCAUCAGCUCGGACAUCAGAUUCACUAAUAUGCUUGGUCAGCCUGGAUCAACAGCGCUUGAUCUUUUCAAGUUCUAUGUUGAAGACUUAAAAGCACGUUACCAUGAUGAAAAGAAGAUAAUCAAAGAUAUCCUAAAGGAUAAAGGCUUUGUGGUGGAAGUGAACACUUCUUUUGAAGAUUUUGUGACAGUCAUCAGCUCAACCAAAAGAGCUACUACUUUAGAUGCAGGAAAUAUCAAGCUGGCUUUCAACAGUCUGCUGGAAAAGGCAGAAGCCCGUGAAAGAGAGAGGGAGAAAGAAGAAGCCCGCAAAAUGAAGCGGAAAGAGUCUGCCUUCAAGAGCAUGCUGAAGCAGGCCACCCCUCCCAUCGAGCUGGAUGCUGUCUGGGAAGAUAUCAGAGAUAGGUUUGUGAAGGAGCCAGCAUUUGAAGACAUCACUCUGGAGUCAGAAAGGAAAAGAAUAUUCAAAGACUUCAUGCAUGUACUAGAGCACGAGUGCCAGCACCAUCACUCGAAGAACAAGAAGCACUCUAAGAAGUCAAAGAAGCACCACCGGAAGCGUUCCCGCUCCCGCUCGGGCUCGGAGUCCGAGGAUGACGACAGCCACUCCAAGAAGAAGCGUCAGCGCUCGGAGUCGCGCUCGGCGUCGGAGCGCUCUUCCAGCGCCGAGUCCGAGAGGAGUUACAAGAAGUCAAAAAAACACAAGAAAAAGAGCAAGAAGAGAAGACACAAGUCUGAUUCGCCAGAAUCUGACAUGGAACGAGAGAAAGACAAAAAAGAGAGAGAGAGGGAGAGUGAAAAGGAUAGAGCCAGACAAAGAUCUGAAUCCAAACAUAAAUCUCCUACUAAGAAGCGACCUGGGAAAGAUUCCGGCAACUGGGACACUUCUGGCAGCGAGCUGAGCGAGGGGGAGCUGGAGAAGCAGAGGAGGACUCUGUUGGAGCAACUGGAUGAAGAUCAAUGAGAACGUUAUUUAUAGCAAAUAUGUUUACAUUGUGGCAUAAUAAAAGAAACCAAUGUCUAAUGCA
This is a messenger RNA of Colius striatus (speckled mousebird), 3363 nucleotides long. It is a transcript of the gene PRPF40A, whose product is annotated as pre-mRNA processing factor 40 homolog A. The record is from RefSeq and is a predicted model, not a curated record. Gene Ontology annotation, molecular function: protein binding; RNA binding. Gene Ontology annotation, cellular component: U2-type prespliceosome; U1 snRNP. Lineage: Eukaryota; Metazoa; Chordata; Aves; Coliiformes; Coliidae. The transcript is spliced from 26 exons. Bases 255 to 3299 code for a protein of 1014 amino acids. Gene Ontology annotation, biological process: mRNA cis splicing, via spliceosome.